Messenger RNA from Arabis nemorensis, 420 nucleotides. Lineage: Eukaryota; Viridiplantae; Streptophyta; Magnoliopsida; Brassicales; Brassicaceae. The record is from the annotation of a GenBank genome assembly.
AUGGAUAUAAUCUCACAGUUGCAAGAACAAGUGAAUUCGAUUGCUGCUAUCACUUUCAAUGCUUUUGGGACACUGCAAAGGGAUGCCCCUCCGGUCCAGCUUUCGCCUAAUUAUCCUGAACCAGCCGCUACAACUACGGCUACUGAUGAUGCUACUCCUUUUCCAGAGCAACCUAAGCAGCUCAGUGCUGGUUUAGUUAAGGCUGCUAAACAGUUUGAUGCUUUGGUUGCGGCACUUCCCUUGUCAGAAGGAGGUGAAGAAGCUCAGUUGAAAAGAAUCGCCGAACUCCAGGUGGAAAAUUAUAUUAUUGGUCAAGAACUCCAAAAGCAGUUAGAGGCUGCAGAAAAGGAGCUUAAGCAAGUCCAAGAGCUAUUUGGACAAGCUGCAGACAAUUGCCUGAACAUGAAAAAACCCGAAUGA